This is a messenger RNA of Ipomoea triloba (trilobed morning glory), 1236 nucleotides long. RefSeq names its product soluble inorganic pyrophosphatase PPA1-like. The coding region runs from base 1 to 987 and encodes 328 amino acids. Gene Ontology annotation, cellular component: cytoplasm. Lineage: Eukaryota; Viridiplantae; Streptophyta; Magnoliopsida; Solanales; Convolvulaceae. The transcript has 10 exons. Gene Ontology annotation, molecular function: inorganic diphosphate phosphatase activity; magnesium ion binding. The record is from RefSeq and is a predicted model, not a curated record. Gene Ontology annotation, biological process: phosphate-containing compound metabolic process.
AUGGAUCGGGCCCAAGGCAGGAGCAUAGACCGGGUCUGGAGCAAGAACCGAAUCGGGAGUACAGACUGGAGCAGGAGGAUCUGGAGCGAAACCUGGGGCAUACGGGUCAUCCCCCGUCAACAAGUGCGCGUAGCUGUCAUAGUCAAAGAGGGGGAGAGAGUGCGUGUGUUUACACGUGACAACGUGGUUACUUGUCUGCUCCCCCCUGGCACCCACUUCCCACCGGCCACCUCUUGCGUGUGUAUAUAUAUAAACGACACCGGAUUGAUCUCGCAGUUGCAUUUCUACCUUGACCUACUUUCACCACCUGUUACGCCAUUUUCUUUGAAAACAAGUAAUCAGUCAAACAUGAGCCAAUCCGAUGAAGUUGCUGCAUUUCCACAAAAGCGGACUCCUCGUCUGAAUGAGAGGAUCCUCUCUUCUAUGUCCAGAAGAUCUGUUGCUGCUCAUCCUUGGCACGAUCUUGAGAUAGGAGCUGAAGCACCAAAAACUUUCAAUGUUGUUAUUGAGAUUACAAAAGGGAGCAAAGUCAAAUAUGAACUUGACAAGAAAACUGGUCUGAUUAAGGUUGAUCGUAUCUUGUAUUCAUCAGUGGUUUAUCCUCACAAUUAUGGAUUCAUUCCUAGAACACUAUGUGAAGAUAAUGAUCCAAUGGAUGUGUUAGUCCUUAUGCAGGAGCCUGUUCUUCCUGGUUGUUAUCUCCGAGCUAGGGCCAUAGGGCUGAUGCCAAUGAUUGAUCAGGGUGAGAAGGAUGAUAAAAUUAUAGCAGUCUGUGCAGACGACCCUGAAUAUCGCCAUUACACUGAUAUCAGCCAGCUACCCCCUCACCGUUUAGCUGAAAUCCGCCGUUUCUUUGAAGAUUACAAGAAGAACGAGAACAAGGAGGUCGCAGUUAACGAGUUUCUGCCCUCGGAUACUGCUUUCGAGGCUAUUCAGUACUCCAUGGACCUCUACGCGGAGUAUAUUAUGUACAAUUUGAGGAAAUAGGUUGAUGCCUGAAGGUGCAACAGAGCUAUUGUUCUGUUUUUGUUUCAACAUCUUACAUUAUCAGAGCCCAUCAACAUUUCUACUCUCGACUGUUGUUUUAUUUGUGAUUUUAUUUUGCUUGGGAUGUUGACAUGUUUUGUUUUCGACAACAUUAUAUACAUUUUACAAAUUAAGAUACUUAACAUUGCUAUGACAAUCGACAACAUUAUACAUUUUGCAAAUUCAGAUACUUAACAUUGCUAUGACAAA